UUCCUCCGUUGUCCAGUUGUGUGUAAAAGAGUUAGGUUUUCCAGAACAUACUUGUUUUAGUUUUAUACUUUGGAACCAGAAACAGGUGUUUCAAUGCCCUGCCCUACGAAGAGCAGAGACUAUCCCUCAUCCGCUUGUACUGUCCCCAGUUGGUCUGAUAUCAUGGCAGUCAUCUUUGAUGACUUAACCAAAUUUCACUUCUGGAGGGCUGUAAUAGCGGAAUUUCUCGGCACCAUGUUUCUGAUCGUGGUGGGUGUUGGGGCUUGCUUCGUUUGGCACCCUCACCACGCCCCCACCCCUACCCACAUCGCUCUUCACUCGGGGCUGUACAUCGCCUUCAUCAUCUUAGCCACUGGUCACAUCAGUGGAGGACUCGUUAAUCCUGCUUUAUCCAUUGCCUUUGCGGCUACCAGAAGGAUCAGUGUUGUACGAGCGCUGUUGUACACAAUCGCACAAUGUGUGGGUUCUGUUGCAGGAACAGCUCUGCUGAAGGCGUUAGUGCCAGAAAGCAUCCAGGGAGACUUUGGUACUCUGAAGUUGAACAAACUGGUGACCGAGGCGCAGGGGUUCGGGAUUGAGUUCAUCAUUACCUUUGUUCUUCUCUUCGGAAUAUUCGCAGUCACUGACGAAAAUCGUAAAGACGUUGGAGGAUCUGUACCUUUAACCGUUGGACUAAUCGUUACCAUCAACAUUUUCUUUGGUAUGAACUACACAGGGGGAGGAAUGAAUCCAGCCCGGCAAUUUGGUCCAUGCGUGUUCUCCGGGAAAUGGGAACAUCACUGGAUCUACUGGCUGGGACCUAUCUCCGGUGGGCUAACUGGAGCCCUGCUUUAUAAAUACGUUUUCGCAAUGAAUGCAUCCUUCCAAGAGGCAAAGGGGUGUAUCACUGGGUCCGGGUCCUACGAUUCUGUCGCUGUGGUAGAGAAUGAAGACAACAACGAAGAUACUUCCGAUUUGUAUCCUGGAAACGAUAAGAAGAAAAUCUCUAUGGAGAUUGUAUCUUCAAUUUGAUAGAUACACACGCUGUGGGACUGUACA
Molecule: messenger RNA, 1038 nt
Organism: Liolophura sinensis
Lineage: Eukaryota; Metazoa; Mollusca; Polyplacophora; Chitonida; Chitonidae
Product: aquaporin AQPAe.a-like
Exons: 3
Coding region: 94-1011 (305 amino acids)
Biological process (GO): water transport; transmembrane transport
Cellular component (GO): plasma membrane
Molecular function (GO): water channel activity
Source: RefSeq, a predicted model, not a curated record